Dalotia coriaria is the source of this 863-nucleotide messenger RNA. RefSeq names its product Cytochrome c oxidase assembly factor 7 (gene Coa7). NCBI's taxonomy places the organism in Eukaryota, Metazoa, Arthropoda, Insecta, Coleoptera, Staphylinidae. The record is from RefSeq and is a predicted model, not a curated record. Gene Ontology annotation, molecular function: protein binding. The transcript has 4 exons. Gene Ontology annotation, cellular component: mitochondrial intermembrane space. Bases 99 to 818 code for a protein of 239 amino acids.
ACUAACCUUAAAUGUUUGACACUUGAACAUACGUAGUUUAUGUUCCUCUACGAAAUGUAUAACACAAUAAUAAAAGAUUAACAAUAAUAUUAGUGAUAAUGGCGUACGAUUUCAAAUCGGAGAGUGAAGUGAAAGAUUACGUGAAUAAUCUAGGCAUAGAAUAUCGAUUCGGGUGUUACAGUGAGAAGAAACCUGAAGUGUGCCACCUACUUGGAGACUUCCUGGAAGCAAUAAAAAAGGAUUUCGACAAGGCUGGGAAACUCUACAAGAACAACUGUGAUGAAUAUCGCUACGGGAAGUCUUGUUACAAAUUCGCUACUUAUUGUUUGAUGGGUAAAGGUGGGCAGAAGGAAGAUUUCCAAUCAGGUUUUAAAUACAUGAGUAUUGCAUGUGAGGAGGGUGAAAGUGAAGGCUGUUUCAAUCAGGGACUAGUACUAAUUACAAAUAAUGAAUCUAAGGGUGUGCAGAUGGAUAUACCUAAGGGAAUGGAUUUGUUAAGAAAGGCUUGUGAGGCAAAAAACGCGAAUGCAUGUUAUUACCUCUCAGGAAUGUACAUUUCCGGCAUGAGAAACCCGAAAGAUCCGAAGAAAAAGGAGUUUAUUUCGAAACCAGACAUGCAAAUGGCGUAUAAUUAUGCGAAGGAAGGCUGCCAUCUUGGAAAUAUUUACAGUUGUGCUAAUUUAAGUCAGAUGUAUGCAAAGGGUGAAGGUGUGGAAAAGAAUAAGGAAUUAGCUGACAAGUACAAAAAGGUCACUCGAGACAUGCAGGCUGAGAUGGAGAGUAAUAAAACGUUGACGUUUCAAGAAGGACUUAAAUAGUUAUGAAUUAUUUGUUAUAAAAGUUAAUAAAUAUUAGAAAGUUUA